Molecule: messenger RNA, 2361 nt
Organism: Plasmodium relictum
Lineage: Eukaryota; Apicomplexa; Aconoidasida; Haemosporida; Plasmodiidae
Product: conserved Plasmodium protein, unknown function
Exons: 1
Coding region: 1-2361 (786 amino acids)
Source: RefSeq, a predicted model, not a curated record
AUGCUUAAGGUUACUUUAAAUAGUUUUGGAAAAAAAAAGUAUUUUUUUAAAAAUAAACACAAUUUUUUAUUUUUUAAUAAUAAAAAUUUAUUGACACAUAGUAGAACAGAAAGUGAUAUAAAUUCAACAUAUAGAAAAGAAAAUGAAAUUAUUUUACACAAGUCUUAUUUAUUGAAAGAUUCUAAAAUAAAUGAUAUAAUAAAUAUACUAAAUUUGUAUAUCAGGCUAAAAAAUGAAAAUAUUGAAUUAUUAAAGAAUGUUUCAAUAAAUUUAUUAAUGAAUAAAGAAAAACUAAGGUAUAAUGAUAUAGUUAUUAUAUUAAAAAAAUUUUCUGUUAUAAAAUGUAAAAAUUAUUAUUUGUUUUGUUAUUUUAAAGAUGCUUUAAUAGACAAUCUACAUUUACUAAGCUGUAAUGAAUUAAUAGACGUAUAUUUUUCUUUUACAAAUUUGAAUUAUUUUCAUUAUAAUUUUUAUUUAUUAAUUGAAAAGAAAUUGUUUCAUAAUUUUAAUUUAAUAGAUUUAAAAAAGUUAAUUUUUUUAAUACAAUGUUUUAAUAAAAAAAAAAUAAUAUCAAAAAACUACUUAACAAUAUUAUUAUAUAGCAUAUCUAAAAAUAUAAAUAAAUUUAACACAUUUCAGCUUUCAGUAAUUUUUUCUUUUUUUAAAAAUUUUAACAUAAAUAAUAGUAUACUUAUUAAUUCUUUAAUUCAUAACUUUAAUCAAAAUGUUAAUCUAAAUGACUCUCCAAAAUAUUUAUCACUUUUUUAUAAUUUCUUAUCAUAUGUAAAUAAAAAAUGCAAAAAUAAUUAUCAGUAUUUUAAAAAGGAAAAAGAAUUAAUUGGUGUAAUAAAACAAUUUAAAUUAAAAUUUGAGGAAGAAAAAAUAAAAUAUGAAGAUAAAUUACAUAAAAUAGAAGAAAAUCAAGAAAUAACUAAUGAAUAUAACAAAGAAGAAAUGAAAAUAGACAAAGAAAAAAUGAAUUAUGAAGAAGAAAGUAAAAAAAAAAAAAAGGAAAUCAUAGAUAAAUAUUUAAAAAAAAAUAUAUCUUUACUUGAGAAUAAUAUUUUAUUCAAAGGUGAUGAAUUGCAACAAUUGAAAGAACAAACACAUUUAUUAAAAAAGGAUUCAUAUAAUUUUAAUUUAAUGUAUUCUAUUAAAAAUGCACUAAAAAAUAUAGAAAUUAUAACAAAAAAAAAGAUAAAGCAUAUGUCUGUUCAAUCGUUAUGUUUAAUAUCAUCUGCUUUAUCUAAUAUUGAUAAAAACAAAUUGAUUUUAGAAAAAAUUGCUGAAGAAGUUGGUAAACAGUCAACUAAAUUGACUCCUUUAUUAGUAAGUUUUUUGUUAUUGUCUUUUAGCAAAUCAAAUCACAAGCAUGGUAGUUUAAUUUAUUAUUCCCUACAAUUUUUUUAUAAGUAUCAUAAAUUUUUUAAUAUUAAUGAAGUUGGUAUAUUAUGUAAAGGUUUACAAAAUUUUUCUAUUAAAGAAAAUGAAUUCAUAUGCAUACUAAAUGAAGUUAUUUUAAAUAACUUAGGUGCUUAUAAUAAUAUUUACAAAGAAAAAAAAAAAUGCACUACAGAUAGUUUAAAUUAUAAUAGUAAUAAGUAUCUAAGUGAUUAUAAUAUAGAAAAAUUAUUUUAUGAUAUAGAAAAAAAUAUUGAAAAAAAUAUUGAGUGUAUGAGUUAUGAGGAUCAAUUUAAAAAUUUAAAAAAAGUACAUAAGGAUGAAGAUAAGGAAUACAAUGAUAAUAAUAAAAAUAAUAGUUAUGAUAAAAAAUACAGUGAAUUUGUAAAUUUUAGUUAUAUUGAUUAUGAAAAUAUAAAAAAAAAUAAUUACUAUCCCAAUAAUUUAUAUAAUAUAAAGAUAGAUAAUUCCAUUUAUAUAAAUAAUAUUAUAUACAUUCUAGAAUAUUAUUCUUUUAAUUUAAUACGUAUUAAUAAAAUCUUAGAUAUUUUUUGUGAUAUUUUUAUAAAAAGUGAUCUAAAUUACAUUUUAUAUUCAAGAAUAUUUUAUUCAUUUUAUCUACUACAAUAUCAAGAUAAAAAAAUUUAUGAAUUAAUUGAAAAUUUUAAUAAUAACCAAUCUUUGUAUCAAGUUAUGUAUAAAGAAAAACAUAUGAUGAAGAUUAUAGAGUCUUUAAUUUAUUUUUAUGAAAAUAAAAAGGAAAAUAAAAUGGUUGAUAUAUAUUUUUAUGUAUUACCUAAAAGUUCUUUUUCAUUCAUUUUUAAUUUUUCUAAAUAUUUUUUAACAUUUUUAUUCAUUAAAAAUAAUAAUCAUGUUUUUCAUAAAUUUUUGUUAACUAUAAAAGAUAUAUCAUUAGGAAAAGAAUAUAUUUUCCUUCAUAAACCAAAUAAUUUGUAUUAA